CUCUCUCUAAAUUCGACCAUAUAUAAAUUGACCUUUUAGGGUCAACCCACAUCAGAGAAGAACACCAACCCAGUCUCAUAUCUUUGAUACAGAAAGAUAAUAACCUUAUAGUUAGGGUUCUCUGUAUCAACCACACAAAUCUUUUUAUUCAUCUCAUCAGGUAGACAGGUACUUACGUAUAUGAUACAUAUAUAUAUAUAUAUAUCUCUCUUCUAUUCUCAAUAUCGUUUUUCUUUUGUUAUUACUAUUUUUUUUUUGGGUCAUAGCUAGAUAAUUAAACAUGAGCCAAAGGAAUCAUCACAUGCAACUGAACCUAAAUCUGCCAAGGCCGCCGCCACGUCGGCAGAGAGAGGAAACGCCAGAACCCAAUUCACCGUCAAGUGCGGGGGAAUCCUCGGCGUCGUCGUCGUCGGAAUCGUCGUCGACGUCAGAGAUGUCAAUCGACGGAUCGUGUGUGUCGUCGGAGGCCGAACAAGAAUCCAUGAUGAGCAGCCCCGAGAGCGUCCGUACGGCGGCGGCGCCGAUGGUGCUGGCGGGCUGUCCUCGUUGCCUGAUGUACGUGAUGCUGUCCGACGCAAAUCCCAAGUGCCCCAAGUGCAAGAGCACUGUCCUCCUGGAUUUCCUCAACGAUGAGACCAACAACAACAAGAAGACCAGGACCUGAAAAUAGUUCAGAUCCACGCUCAUCUCAUUUUGUAAUUCCUUUUUGUUACGUACGUAGCAAUAAAUUAUAUAUAUAUAAUGCUAAUUAUUGCGUAGAGUUUACUAUAAGCAGUAAUUAGUUAAUUAAAAAAAGUAAAAACUAUUUAGUUAGUUUCGAAAGCUUGUUUGAUCUCCAUCUGGUACUCACAAAUUUUCCGAUGGAGUUGAGUUGUGUUCCGUACGAUCGAGGUGGGAGAGUCUUUUAUGUUUUUUGUUUGUUUGUUUGUUUGGUUGAGUAUAUAGGGAUAGUCAGUGUCAUGCAUGGUCUUUUCAUUUUGAUAUGAGCUUAUUUUGUAAAGUUGUGACCUCUUUUUUAUUUUAUUUUUAUUUUGUUUUUCUUUUCCACUUAUACCAUACAAAAUUUUAUUUUACGUU
Messenger RNA from Humulus lupulus (European hop), 1077 nucleotides. Its product is annotated as protein GL2-INTERACTING REPRESSOR 1-like. The transcript has a single exon. The coding region runs from base 281 to 664 and encodes 127 amino acids. The record is from RefSeq and is a predicted model, not a curated record. NCBI's taxonomy places the organism in Eukaryota, Viridiplantae, Streptophyta, Magnoliopsida, Rosales, Cannabaceae.